UCAGCGAAAUGUCGCGUCUUGGAUUAAUCGUUUUGGGGCUGCUGUCCUUAGUUGUUUUCAUUAAUGGUGCAGCCAUAAGUACUCAUAUUGUAGGUGGCACUGAGGCGGAUAUAGGUAACUAUCCGUACCAGGUGUCGGUGCGUCUGGAGACUUAUAUGUUGCUGCACAUUUGUGGCGGUAGCAUCUACGCUCCUCGAGUGGUCCUAACGGCUGCUCAUUGUAUCAAAGGACGAUUCGCUUCAUACAUCCGCAUCGUGGCCGGUCAGAAUUCCAUUGCUGAUCUGGAGGAGCAGGGUGUGAAAGUUACCAAAUUGAUUUAUCAUACGGGUUAUAAUAAAAAGACCCAUGUGAAUGACGUUGGCUUAAUUAUAACCACUGUGCCACUAACAUACUCCAGCCUCAUACAGCCCAUUGCCUUGGCUGUCGACUCAACCAAGGCGGGCACAUAUGCCAUCGUUAGUGGUUGGGGUAAGCGCACAGAAGAGGAUGAAGCACUUCCAGCCCUACUACGUGCGGUUCAAGUGGAAAUUAUGGACACGAAUACCUGUGGAGCGCAGUAUUCGACCAAGGAUUACACUAUUACGGAAGAAAUGUUGUGUGCUGGCGUUGAGGAGGGAGGCAAGGAUGCUUGCCAAGGAGAUUCGGGAGGACCACUGACUGUAGAUGGCAUUUUAGUUGGUAUCGUGUCCUGGGGCGUUGGCUGUGCCCGCGAAGGUUUUCCCGGAGUGUACACCAGUGUAUUGCCUCACACUGCUUGGAUUGAAGAACAGGCAGCACCAUACCUAUAAACAAUUAACUUCAAUGGGUUGAUUAAUAGCUGCAAUCGAAGAAAGCAAACGAACAAAUUAUUUUACAAAAAAUUAAAUCUACUUUUAUUCGAUAUAAAUAUAUCUACUUGAGCAUUACAA
Messenger RNA from Drosophila albomicans, 908 nucleotides. Its product is annotated as trypsin alpha-3. NCBI's taxonomy places the organism in Eukaryota, Metazoa, Arthropoda, Insecta, Diptera, Drosophilidae. The transcript has a single exon. Bases 9 to 788 code for a protein of 259 amino acids. Gene Ontology annotation, molecular function: serine-type endopeptidase activity. Gene Ontology annotation, biological process: proteolysis. The record is from RefSeq and is a predicted model, not a curated record.